UCGGCGUAUCACAUCGCAAUUGCAAACUGCAGUUGCGGCUCAGGUUCCCUAUCGAACCGGAGGCAGAGGCGGAAGAGGCGUUGCGGUUUGGUCUUCCUCCGCACAGAUUGUUCUCCGCAGCUUUGUCAGGCUUGGAGUAUCACCAGCUCAUCUUCUUCUUCUUUUUUGCUGUUAGGGGGAGUGCUGGGAUUGUUGCAGGACUACUGCAGAAGACGAAAUAGCUUCUUCCGGUAGUUUGUGUUUAAGUUAGAAAAAGAUGGUUGUCAGAAUCCGUCUUGCCAGGUUUGGCUGUAAGAACAGGCCUUUCUAUCGAAUUGUGGCUGCAGACAGUCGCUUUAAGAGAGAUGGGAGACAUCUUGAAAUUUUGGGCUAUUACAACCCUUUGCCAGGGCAAGAUGGUGGAAAGAGGAUGGGAGUGAAUUUUGACAAAGUGAAGUAUUGGUUAUCCGUUGGUGCACAACCUUCAGACCCAGUCCAAAGAAUACUCUUUCGAGUGGGGAUCCUACCACCACCAGCAAUGCUUGCUAUGGCUCGUAAAGGAGGGCCGCGUGAUACCCGACCCAUUGAUCCAAUGAGCGGCCGAUAUCUCACUCCUGAAGAUUCUGAAACAAUUCAACCAGAUGACAGUGACACUGAAGAGAAUGAGUCGGCGGAUAAGGGAAAUGCAUAAUUGUUUGUCAGCGAAGAUGAAGAUAAUGCUAGUGCCCCAUCGGAAUGCUUUCAGAAGCCCCAUGCCGUCUCACCUUUCUUGAAGCACAGAUGCAACAAGGCUCGAAAGCCAAAACAUAGAUCAAUUCCUUUCUUGAUAGCUUAUUCAUGCAACAGUGACAUGUUUGUGUGCUUUUGCUACAAACCUACAAACUACCUUUUGCUUUUGAUCAUGCAAUCCUACAUGCAAUAUUAUGUUUCUUGAUGCUCAA
This is a messenger RNA of Zingiber officinale, 920 nucleotides long. Its product is annotated as 30S ribosomal protein S16-2, chloroplastic/mitochondrial-like. Bases 257 to 670 code for a protein of 137 amino acids. Gene Ontology annotation, cellular component: small ribosomal subunit; ribosome. The record is from RefSeq and is a predicted model, not a curated record. NCBI's taxonomy places the organism in Eukaryota, Viridiplantae, Streptophyta, Magnoliopsida, Zingiberales, Zingiberaceae. Gene Ontology annotation, molecular function: structural constituent of ribosome. Gene Ontology annotation, biological process: mitochondrial translation. The transcript is spliced from 4 exons.